This is a messenger RNA of Gilbertella persicaria, 3520 nucleotides long. RefSeq names its product Fusaric acid resistance protein-like-domain-containing protein. The record is from RefSeq and is a predicted model, not a curated record. Lineage: Eukaryota; Fungi; Mucoromycota; Mucoromycetes; Mucorales; Choanephoraceae. The transcript has 7 exons. The coding region runs from base 32 to 3442 and encodes 1136 amino acids.
UUUUUUCUUUUCCUUCUUUUUUUAAAAAACAAUGUCUGACGCUUCAAACUCAAAAAGACUGCCACGCAAUGCGGUGUCUAUACCUUGUCCAAAUGCCACUCUGGACUCAAGCGGAUAUCAUUAUGAUCAACGUAUAUCACCACCAUUGAACGGAUUUGUUGUAGGCUCAAUACCAACUGCUUCUCCCUCUGGAUAUAGCGCAUUUGACGUUGUAUUAGACGACGGCACUCUACAAAAAAGAACCGUCUCACUAUCAACCAUACCAGACGAUCCUGACUAUCAACAAGGAGAAGAAGAGGAGGACAAUGAACAAGCCAAUCAAUCGGAUCUUCACCACAGAGUAACAGAACGUCACUCAGGACAAGAAAGUCAAGAAAUCCAUGAUUCAACACCACUUCUAAAAGAUCAGAAAAAGAAGUCUUAUUCAAGUAUAGGCCCACAUACACAACAUUAUGAUUCGUCUCCAACGAUCACUUCAACAGAAGAAACAACGGACUCAGAUAAUUCUUCAUAUCUAUUUAAGAAGGGCAGUAACAAGCAUAAUUACAAACCGUUAACGACAUUGAAACCGAUGCCCAAAGAAAGUGGCGGAACAACAAUAAAGGAGAUUUACAUGAAACAAGUUCAACCUUUGUUUCAGCUCACGCCAGAGCAACGCCUUGUUCUGAAAUGUAGUUUUGCCUAUAUGUUAGGCAGCUUGUUUACUUUUAUACCAGCACUCAACAGCCUCAUAGGCAAUAAUCGUGUAUCUAGUCAUUUAGUAGCUACAGCUACUGUAUUCUUUAAUCCUGCAAAGAGCUUGGGCGGUAUGGUUGAGGCAGCUUGCUAUGGUUGGGGAUAUGUCUUGUUUGCUUUGGUGAUUUGCAUAGGGUCAAUGCUGACAACUGAUUUCUUUGUUGAUCGAAACAUGUUUGUCGUAGCACACUUGAUAUCUUUGGGUUUCUGGCUUACAGGAUCUACAUUUAUUGUUUCAUUUUUAAAAGCUCAUUGGAAUAAGCCUCCUGUUGCAACAGCUUCAAGUUUAUGUUUCAUCAUUAUUUUCAUCAUUGUGGUUCGAGAAGGCUCUGCCAACCUGGGCGACUUUGACACAACUCGUAUUGAACAGAUUACAACUGCAGUCGCUAUAGGUACAUUGGUAACCAUUUCUUGCUGCAUAUUGUUCUGGCCAGUUUCUGCAAGUAAGAAACUAAGGAAUGGCCUUGAAGCAACUCUUGCGUCGUACAAAGUUCUAUUGAAACUGUUAACCAAGACUUUUCUACUGGAUGAUGAUUUGCCUGAAUUCAAAGCAAACCAUUCACUCAAGAAAGCAAUUGAAUCACACAGAGCGAGUUUUAACUCUUUGCAAAAAUCACUACAAGAAGCAAAGCUAGAAGUCAUUUGGAACGAUGAAGUUCGUGGUUGCACAAGAGAAUAUGAUGCCGUUGUGAAAAAUAUGCAGCGUUUAGCGCAAUCCAUGGAUGGUCUGAGAAGCAGUUGUGGUCUUCAGUUUGAAUUAAUGCAACAAGAUCAGACAGGUCAAGUGAGCAGUUCAUCAUUCUCAUCGCUCGCAUCAACACAAAAAAAGAGAAAAAUAAACAAACAAUCACGAAAAAAGCGUAAUAAACAUAAACACACAAAAGCAACAUGGAACAUCAAAGCAGAUCAUCAUCGACGCAAAUUUGAAGGUGAAAUCAAACGUCAAAAACACCACUAUGACUUGACAAAAGAACAAGCAUAUCACUCUGAAGAAGAUAACGAAGACGACACACUGAUUGAAUUCAUUCAUACAAUACGCCAACCACUGAAAUCGCUUGCGUAUACAUGUAAACAAACUAUUUAUCACCUUCAAAUGGGAUUUAGUGGAACUCAAUCACCUGCAAGGCCCAGUGAUGAAACGCUAAAAACAAAUUUGAUCAAAGCUAUCGCCUUAUUUGAAGUGUCUCAACGACAAGCAGUGAAGCGCCUAAACUAUCAUCGUGCUCAAUACCAUCAAGACUCUUCUUAUAUUCCUCAAGAAAACGUAUUUCUGGUUUAUUUCUUUGUAUUUAACAUGAUUGAGUUUGCAAGAGGAUUGAUUACCCUUGUAGAGUCUGUUCAGGCAUUGUCCGAUGCAAAACAAAAGAAGCGUUCCUUCGCAUUUGUACCUAACGAGAGACACAAAAUGGAUACAUUACACACGCCUAUACCCAAAACCAAGUGGAGGCAAAUGGUGCUUAAGGUCUGGCGCAUCUCUUCGUUAUUCAAACUUCAGAAAGUGAGGUAUGCUACAAAAGCAACGAUUGCAGUCAUUUUGCUUGCUUUGCCUGCUUUUACAGACUCAAUUGGCCCUUGGUUUCGUGAAUGGCGUAUGGAAUGGGCCCUUAUUACUUUGAUGGUCGUUAUGACAACUACUGUAGGAGGAACAAAUCUGGUAGCUAUUUAUCGUAUUUUUUCUACUGCAUUAGGAUGCUUUGUUGCCAUGUGUCUUUACCUCUUAUUUCCGGGAAAUAUGUAUAUUCUCAUUUUUGGCACUUGGUUGUUCUCUAUACCCAAUUUUUGGAUUAUUCUCAACCAUAAACAUGGAAAAUUUGGCCAGUUUACACUGCUUGCUUACAACCUGGUUAUGCUUAACAAAUACAAUGAUAGAGAUACAAAUCGGGUACAGGCAACUCAACUUGCCUUACAAAGAUGUUUUUCGAUUUUUGUCGGUGUCAUUUUUGGUCUGUUUGCCACAGCUUAUGUUUGGCCUUAUGAAGCACGUGUAGAACUUCGCAAAGGAGUAUCUGAUUUCUUAUUGAAACUAGCUUGGCUUUACAAAAAACUUGUUUCUGUUUAUUCUGAAAAACCUCAAGAUAGUGAUCCUCAACAGCUGCAAUUAGCAAGAGAACAAAAAUCGCAAGCGCUGAUGGAUCUGGAGCUUGGAUUACAACGUGCUUUAUUAGAACUUCAAGAAUUGUUGAAACAGACACCCAAUGAACCUCGGUUGAAAGGUGCUUUUCCUGUAUCGACAUAUAGUGAUAUGCUGGCUUCACUCCAAAAUAUCACGGACAAGUUUGCUGCCAUGCGUGCUGUCAUUCUAAAAGAUGCAUGGUUUGAGCAAGUACAGCGUGACUUCAUUGUGCCUGUCAGCCAAGAAAGACGCGAAAUGGUAGGCAAUAUAUUACUCUACUUUUACAUCCUAGCUUCAGCUAUGAAACUCAAGACACCAUUACCGCCUUACUUGCCUCCAGCAAGAAAAGCAUGGGAGUCAUUGAUUUUGCGAUUACGUCAAUUGCCUGUUGUACAAUCAAAGAAACUAUUAGAAAAGGAUCAUAUUUAUUUGUUUUAUUAUGUCUAUGUUACUGCACUAGAGGACAUCAUCCGAGAAUUGGAUAAACUUGGUGCUAAUAUGACUUUGUUGUUUGGUGCCAUUGUGCCUGAGGAACAAUGGGAUGGCUUGUUUGAAGACUAUGAUAUCGAACAAAAUAACAAGACGAUUUCUUAGUCUACUUUUAUUAUUAUUAUUAUUAUUGAUAAAAUUAAGCAGUAAUUGUAUCUUCUCGUGGAGGCUCUAAAUUUAAAG